AGAGCAGCCCCUCCGGCCGCUGCCGCCCACCGGCCCCCGGCCCGGAUCUAUGGACAGGAGCUCGCUGCUGCAGCUCAUUCAGGAGCAGCAGCUGGACCCCGAGAACACAGGCUUCAUCGGUGCAGACACCUUUGCUGGCCUGGUACACAGCCAUGAACUGCCCCUGGAUCCUGCCAAACUGGACAUGCUGGUGGCCCUGGCCCAGAACAACGAGCGGGGCCAGGUCUGCUACCAGGAGCUGGUGGACCUGGUCAGCAGCAAGCGUUCAAGCAGCUUCAAGCGGGCCAUUGCCAAUGGCCAGCGGGCGCUGCCCCGCGACGGGUUGCCGGACGAGUCGGGCCUGGGCGUGUACAAGCGGUUCGUGCGCUAUGUGGCCUAUGAAAUCCUCCCCUGCGAGGUGGACCGGCGCUGGUAUUUCUACAGGCACCGGAGCUGUCCGCCGCCAGUGUUCAUGGUCUCGGUCACCCUUGUCCAGAUCAUCGUGUUCCUGUGCUAUGGGGCGCGGCUCAACAAGUGGGUGCUGCAGACCUACCAUCCCGAGUACAUGAAAAGCCCCCUGGUGUACCACCCGGGGCACCGUGCCCGGGCCUGGUGCUUCCUUACCUACAUGUUUAUGCACGUCGGACUAGAGCAGCUGGGCUUCAACGCGCUUCUGCAGCUGAUGAUUGGGGUGCCCCUGGAGAUGGUGCAUGGGCUGCUCAGAAUCAGCCUACUCUACCUGGCGGGCGUCUUGGCAGGCUCUUUGACUGUCUCCAUCACGGAUAUGAGAGCUCCUGUGGUAGGGGGCUCUGGCGGGGUUUAUGCCCUCUGCUCAGCACACCUGGCCAACGUUGUCAUGAACUGGGCCGGGAUGCGGUGUCCAUACAAACUGCUAAGGAUGGUGCUGGCCUUGGUGUGCAUGAGCUCCGAGGUGGGCAGGGCUGUGUGGCUGCGUUUCUCCCCUCCACUGCCUGCCUCCGGCCCGCAGCCCAGCUUCAUGGCCCACCUGGCGGGCGCGGUGGUGGGCGUGAGCAUGGGCCUGACCAUCGUGCGUAGCUACGAAGAGCGCCUGGGUGACCAAUGUGGCUGGUGGGUGGUACUCCUUGCCUACGGCACCUUUCUGCUCUUUGCUGUCUUCUGGAACAUCUUCGCCUAUGACCUGCUGGGCACCCAUGUGCCCCCGCCGCCCUGA
This is a messenger RNA of Chrysochloris asiatica (Cape golden mole), 1171 nucleotides long. It is a transcript of the gene RHBDL1, whose product is annotated as rhomboid, veinlet-like 1 (Drosophila). Gene Ontology annotation, cellular component: membrane. Lineage: Eukaryota; Metazoa; Chordata; Mammalia; Afrosoricida; Chrysochloridae. The record is from RefSeq and is a predicted model, not a curated record. The coding region runs from base 50 to 1171 and encodes 373 amino acids. The transcript has 8 exons. Gene Ontology annotation, molecular function: serine-type endopeptidase activity.